Messenger RNA from Toxotes jaculatrix (banded archerfish), 1706 nucleotides. RefSeq names its product lysosomal protein transmembrane 4 alpha (gene laptm4a). The coding region runs from base 116 to 835 and encodes 239 amino acids. Lineage: Eukaryota; Metazoa; Chordata; Actinopteri; Toxotidae. The record is from RefSeq and is a predicted model, not a curated record. The transcript has 7 exons. Gene Ontology annotation, cellular component: lysosomal membrane.
GCGGUGUCGCGCAGCUCGUCGAGGGGAAGUGGUGGGCGUUUCUGCGUGUUCGUUCGCUAAGUGUUGAUGCCAAGAAACUUUAUUUUUUUCGCGUCCGCGACCAGCAGCUCUCCCGAUGUUUCUCCCUACGCUUGUGGAGGACAUGCACCAUUUUAAGCCCAGUCGAGACAGACUGUACACCACCAGGUGUUGUGGAUGUUGCCAUGUCCGGACAGGGACCAUCAUCCUGGGAACGUGGUACAUGGUAGUCAACCUGUUGAUGGGCAUCCUGCUGACUGUAGCUGUGACCCACCCGGAGAACGUGCCAACCAUCGACUUGCAAUAUGAGGUCAUCGACCAUUACUUUGCCUCCAACAGGAUGUCUGAAAAUGCCUGUGUUGGAUUUGCCAUCUCUCUCCUGAUGCUAACUAUCAGUGCCAUGAUGGUGUAUGGAGCUAUUACUCAUCGUGAUGGAUGGCUCAUCCCAUUUUUCUGUUACCAGCUGUUUGACUUUGCUCUGAGCUGCCUGGUGGCCAUCAGCUCUCUCACCUACCUACCCAGGAUCAAGGACUACCUGGACCAGCUGCCGGAUUUCCCGUACAAGGAUAACCUCCUCUCUCUGGACUCCAGCUGCCUGCUGCUCUUUGUGCUGGUCUUCUUUGCCUUCCUCAUCAUCCUCAAGGCUUACUUGAUCAACUGUGUGUGGAACUGCUACAAGUACAUCAACAACAGGAACAUGCCAGAAAUUGCUGUGUACCCUGCCUUUGAGACCCCUCCCCAAUACAUCCUGCCCACUUACGAGAUGGCAAUGAAGAUGCCAGAGAAGGAGCCACCCCCCCCUUACAUGCCCGCUUAAGCACCAGCACCAGUUGUUGCCAAAACACACACUUGCACACACAUAUAUGCACACACACCCAUCAUAUGCAUUCCUACAUUCCCCCACUAACCCUUUCUGAACACCAUUACGCCCUUAUCCCCUCCCCUGACCCUGCUGUGUAUGUGUAAGGCCACUGAAGACGCUUUGUUCCCUACCCGCUGUAUUUCUAUAGAGUGUCCACAGAGGUGUGAGAGGAGAGAGGUGGGAGAGAUUGAAAUCUGUGUGGAGUAAAUGAAUGUAUGUGAUGAUUUGAAAAGCAAUGGAAGCUACCAGCCCAUUUUUCCCUCUGGCCUUUUUUUAUGUCUUAGUAAAAGGGAUAUAUGUGAAAAUUAAAUUGCUUGAAAUGCUUUCAUCAAUCCAGCACCAUCCUAUCUAUAGAUUGAUAUAUGAAGUGUAAAAAAAAAUAUUAUGACAAUCCACUUAUUAUAGCUCUUAUUGUUGAAUUGUGUUACUUUUUCCUUAAUUAUUAAUAUGUAGACUAUUCCAUCUCGGUCUUGAAUGGAGUCUGUAGCCGUUUUUUGUCUGUUAUUUAUUUAGCUUGGCUGUGGUUCGGUUCACCCUGACAUUUUCAUCACUCACUGCUGCCCUGAUGUGUUAGCAAAGCUAGUGAAUAGUUUUCCAGCUGAGUCUGAAAGAGAAGGAGAGGGAGAGAGAGCGGAACAGCAGCGGGCACUGAUGGUGCAACGUUUUCUCUGCUUCUUUCUCACCUGCCGUCUGGAGCAAACAGCUAGUCUUGUGAACAUUAGUAGUUGCAUGCUUAUCAGCCACCCACCCCACCCCCAUUACUUUACUGGUAAUAUGAUUUUAUCCUAGUGGAAAUACAUUUGACUUCAAUAAACAUUUCAGAACA